Messenger RNA from Hyaena hyaena (striped hyena), 5072 nucleotides. Its product is annotated as ras-responsive element-binding protein 1-like. The record is from RefSeq and is a predicted model, not a curated record. Gene Ontology annotation, biological process: negative regulation of transcription by RNA polymerase II. NCBI's taxonomy places the organism in Eukaryota, Metazoa, Chordata, Mammalia, Carnivora, Hyaenidae. Gene Ontology annotation, molecular function: DNA-binding transcription repressor activity, RNA polymerase II-specific.
GGGAAAUGCCGGGCUGGCUUGGAUUCCGUUCUCCGUCCACCCCGCGGUAGCGUCGGGCAGGCGGCAGAAUUCUCCAGGCAUAGUGCAGUUCUCGUGACGGCGGCGGCCGUGGUCGGCAGAGGUGCAGGCUCCGGACCGCCCGGCCCGGGCCUCGGGGGCCAGGGAGGGCCCCCCGGAACUCAGGCAAGUGACUACUCUUCUCUAAGACAAAAGCCUUGAAAGAGGACUGUGUUGACUAUUGGAAAUUGCAAAGUCAUGUUGCAGGUGACAUUUAGUGAUGUGGCCAUAGACUUCUCUCAUGAAGAGUGGGGAUGGCUUGAUUCUGCUCAGAGGGAUUUAUACAAGGAUGUGAUGGUCCAGAAUUACGAGAACCUGGUUUCUCUAGCAGGUCUUUCCAUACCUAAGCCAUAUGUGAUCAGUUUAUUGGAGGAUGGGAAAGAACCUUGGAUGGUGGAGAAAAAACUGUCAGAAGAUUGGGAAUCAAGAUGGGAAAACAAGGAAUUAUUAAUGAAGGAGAAUAUUUAUGAUGAAGAUUCACCCCAAGCGGUAAUAAUAGAAAAAAUUACAAAACCGAGUCAUGAAUUUUCAAAUUUUAACAAGGACUGGGAAUUUAUAGAGGAGUUUGAGGGAAAGCCUGAAAAUCAGGUAGAACAUUUCAGACCUGUGACCCUCACCUUUAGAGAAAGUCCCACUGGGGAAGGUGUUUACAAAUUUAGAAGCAUCCUCCAUUUAAAGUCUAUUCUUUCUGAACCACAGAGAAUUUCUGCUGACGGGAAAUCACAUAAACACGAUAUAUUUAAGAAGAGCUUACCAAAAAGGUCUGUGAUAAAAAAUGACUGUAUCGAUGGUGGAAAGAAACUUUUGAAUUCUAAAGAAAGUGUGGCAGCCUUCAGCCAGAGCAAAUCUCUUACCCUUAACCAUUCUUAUGAUAGAGAGAAAGUGUAUACAUGCAAUGAAUGUGGGAAAGCCUUUGGCAAGCAAUCAAUCCUUAAUCGCCAUUGGAGAAUUCAUACAGGAGAGAAACCGUAUGAAUGUCAUGAAUGUGGGAAGACAUUUAGCCAUGGCUCAUCCCUAACUCGACAUCAGAUAAGUCACAGUGGAGAGAAACCUUACAAAUGUAUUGAAUGUGGGAAGGCUUUUAGCCAUGUGUCAUCACUUACUAAUCACCAGAGUACUCACACUGGAGAGAAACCGUAUGAAUGUAUGAACUGUGGAAAGUCAUUCAGUCGUGUAUCACAUCUCAUUGAACAUCUGAGAAUUCAUACUCAAGAAAAACUCUAUGAGUGUCGAAUGUGUGAGAAGGCCUUCAUUCAUAGGUCCUCUCUCAUUCACCAUCAGAAAAUUCACACUGGAGAGAAACCUUACGAAUGUAGUGAAUGUGGAAAAGCCUUUUGCUGUAGCUCACAUCUUACUCGACAUCAAAGGAUUCACACUGUAGAGAAACAGUUUGAAUGCAACAAAUGUCUGAAGGUCUUUAGCAGCUUAUCAUUUCUUAUUCAGCAUCAGAGUAUUCAUAAUGAAGAGAAGCCCUUUGAAUGUCAGAAAUGCAGGAAAUCCUUCAACCAGCCAGAGUCACUGAACAUGCAUGUAAGAAAUCACACUAGAUUGAAACCUUAUGAAUGCAGUAUAUGUGGGAAAGCAUUCAGUCAUAGGUCAUCCUUGCUUCAGCAUCACAGAAUUCAUACUGGAGAGAAGCCCUAUGAAUGUAUUAAAUGUGGGAAGACCUUCAGCUGUAGUUCAAACCUUACUGUACAUCAGAGAAUUCAUACUGGAGAAAAGCCAUAUAAAUGUAGUGAGUGUGGGAAAGCUUUUAGCAAAGGCUCAAAUCUUACUGCCCAUCAGAGAAUACAUAAUGGAGAGAAACCCAAGUGCAAUAAAUGUGGAAAAGCCUUUAGGCCAUAUGAAUCAUUCUACAUAACCAACCCGAGCACCCCGCCCCUCGCUCCGCCCCCACACUCCCGCCCUCCCCACAAUUACUGCCCCUCUCGAAAGACUCACCUCAGUGACGUCACCUCGUCCCACCCCCCCAGCACUACCCCCAGCUCCACCACCCCGCGCACCGCCCCGCCGCCACACCCAAGCCCCUCCUCUAGCACUACCCCUCCCAGCACCACCCCCUCGCACAGCCCCCCUUGCCACCCCCAAGCACCGCCCCCGCCCCACUCCCAAUCACCGCCCCCGCCCCACUUCCCAGCACCGCCCGCCGGCCUCGUCCCCAGAACCACGGCCCUUGCUCCGCCCCCAGCUCCGCCCCUUAGAAUCCCCCACCUCGCGUUCUCCCCAGUAUCGCCACUCUCACCGCCCCCAGCACAGCCUCCCACAACCGCCCCGAAUGCACCUGCUCCUGCACCAACCCCAGCAUCUCUUCCUCCCACCGCCCCACUCCUUGAGCGUCCUCCAGCACCGCCGGCCCCGCGUUCUCCCAGUACAGCCCCCGGCGCUUUCCCUCGCACCCCCAACCGCCCCCUCGCACCGCCCCCAGCACCGCCCCCCGCGCUCUCCCAGCACCGCCCUCAGCACCGCCCUCAGCACCACCCCAGCACCGCCCCCUCGCACCGCCCCCACACCAUCGCAGCUCCGCCCCGUCGCACAGCCCUCCAGCGGGGCAGGGCCGGGUGUGGGCGGGAUGAGAAACGCAGGGCCUAUAGGCUGAACCCGGGUCCCCUCGGUCCCGCCCUGACCUGCGCCCCGCGUGCCUGCGCUAGCCGGGAGCCUGAGGGCCCGCCGCAUCUAGUACCAGGCGAGGCGGGGAACCUGGGGGGUCACUCGUCUCUGGCGGCUCCGCUGCAAGACUCGGUCCCGAUGGCGGAGGCGGUGGCGCUCAGGGACCCGGCGCAGGGCUGUGUGACCUUUGAGGACGUGACCAUUUACUUCUCCCAGGAGGAAUGGGGGCUCCUUGAUGAGGCUCAGAGACUCCUGUACUGCGAUGUGAUGCUGGAGAACUUUGCACUUGUAGCCUCGCUGGGACUUACAUCUUUCAGGUCUCACAUAGUUGCCCGGCUGGAGAUGGGAGCAGAGCCAUGGGUACCUGACAGAGUGGACAUGACUUCCGCCAUGGCAAGAGGGGUGUACAGUGGGUCUGGCUCUGAUUUUUGCUCUGGAACGGGUGGUGAGCAUAGCGCAUCAGUAGAAGGAGUGCCACAUGACCGGAAUCUCAGUAGUUCUGAGCAGGACUACUCCUGUGACAUGUGUGGCCUACACUUGAAAGACAUUUUGGCCCUGGCUGAACAUCGUGCAGCACAUCCCAGGCAGAAGCCAUACGUCUGUGAGGCAUAUAGGAGGGAGUUCAAUUCUAAUGCAAACGAUUACCAGCAUCAGAUGCAGCAGAAUGUAGACACACCUAUCAGAAGGGAGGAGGACAGGGCCUCACUCAUGAAGAGCUGCAGAGAUGACGCAUCAAAGAAACCUUGCACAGUCAGGGAGGGUGGAAAGGACUUUGUGGACGGGAAGGCCAGAUCCGGCUUUCUGCAGCAUCAGGUCACUCACAGAGUGGAGGAACCACCCCAGGACACUGGCGUGGGGGAUAGUCACACUGUGCAAAGCCAUAACAAGUGCAGUGAGUCUAGGAACGCUUUCGGUGACAAACCCACGCUUGCUCAGCACCAGACAACGCACACUGGAGAAAGGCCUUAUGAGUGCAACAAAUGUGGGAUAUUCUUUAGCCAUGCCUCUGGCCUCUUUCAACACCAGAGAGAUCACAAUAGAGGAAAGCCUUAUGAGUGCCGGGAAUGUGGGAAGUUCUUCAGUCAACACUCCAGUCUCGUUAAACAUCAGAGAGUUCACACCGGAGAAAGCCCCCAUGUGUGCAGCGAAUGUGGGAAACUCUUUAGCCAAAGCUCCAACCUCAUUCAACAUAAGAGAGUUCACACUGGAGAGAAGCCUUAUGAGUGCAGCGAAUGUGGGAAAUUCUUCAGCCUGCGCUCCAGCCUCAUUCAUCAUAAGAGGGUUCAUACUGGCAGAAGUGCUCAUGAGUGUAACGAGUGUGGGAAAUCUUUCAACUGCAACUCCAGCCUCAUUAAACAUUGGAGGGUUCACACUGGAGAAAGACCUUAUAAGUGCAAUGAAUGUGGGAAAUUUUUCAGCCACAUUGCCAGUCUUAUCCAACAUCAGAUAGUCCACACUGGUGAACGGCCUUACGGGUGCAGUGAAUGUGGGAAAGCCUUCAGCCGAAGCUCUGACCUCAUGAAGCAUCAAAGAGUUCACACUGGGGAACGGCCUUAUGAGUGCAGUGAAUGUGGGAAAUUGUUUAGCCAGAGCUCUAGCCUUAGUAGCCAUAGGAGACUUCAUACUGGCGAACGGCCUUAUCAGUGCCCCGAAUGUGGGAAAUUCUUUAACCAAAGCUCCAGCCUCAAUAACCAUCGGAGACUUCACACCGGUGAGAGGCCUUAUGAGUGCCUUGAAUGUGGGAAAACCUUCAGGCAAAGGUCUAAUCUGAGGCAGCACCAGAAGGUUCACAAACCAGACCGGCCGUAUAAGUGCAGUGAAUGUGGAAAAGCCUUCAGCCAGAGGCCUACCCUUGUCCGGCAUCAAAAAAUUCACAUUAGAAAAAGGAGUGCAGAGAAUGUGCUUCCACCUCCAGCAAAGCCAUGUGCAUUGUCGAUAAGUCUUGAAGGCAGAGGCUGAACCUUGUUCAUCCCAAUGUUCACACUGGGCAGAUUCCCUGUGAAUGCUAGUUAUGUUGGAAGGUUUCUGGAACAAAGUUGCAUUUUCUCACCAUGGACUUUACUAGACUUUGUCACUGUGAGUAUUUGUGGUAGAAGCCAUUUCAGCUCUCUCCAUUGACCGGUCUCCAAGAGUGUGUCUCAACCAGUCCCUGUGUUCAGACCUCAUCUUGUUCCAAGAGGGAAUCCUGGGUAGCCUGAGGCCAAAGGAAGAUGUCAUUCCCUCCCUCUGUGACUAGUGUAGCUAUGGACAUGACCCAUCUUUGACCAGGAAGACCUGAGCUAUGUUCUGCUGCAGCUUGCAGAAGGCUUCCCUGUUUUCAAGGACGUGGUUGAUCUCCGUGAUGCUCAUGAUGGAUUUAUCCAUACUUCACAUUACCCAUCCCAACAACUACCUAGUUUUCAUUGCCU